AGUUGCACUGAGCUGUCCGCCAUCUUAGUUGCGUGAGAAAAAAAUUAAAUUAAAUAGAAAUCGCAUUUAUAUUGAUGGCCAAUUAACCAAAACACAAUCAAGUGCAACAAUAGAUAUAUAUCUACAGCUAAGCGAUUAUUUCGAGUUGGCAGCUACAAGAUUUCAAGUCGAAAAUUGCAUUUGAAAUUGUGAUUACGAUCAAAUAGCAAAAGUUAUACGUGUAAAAUAUAAAUAUAUGGGCAGCAAACGUAUAAAACGAAAAAAUAAGUAUAACAAUAACAAUCACAACAGCAGCAGCAGCAACAACAAGAAGAAGGCAACUGCAACGGCUUCAGUUUGGACAUGUCAUGUCAGCAAGCGUCAAGAUUCAUUACAGAGACAGCAACAGCAACAACAACAAAACGCAUUACAACUAAAAGUAAACUAGCAACACACGCGACUAUAACAACAACACCAGCAACAGCAGCAGCAGCAACAACGACGCCGACGCCGCUAGCAUUGCCAGUUGUUGUAAAUGUGGAGAGCAUUGGAAUUGCAGCCGCCAAAACGAAUACAACUGAGGAUCCAUAUGUAUUCACAGAGACAGUUGCAGCGACACCGCCAGUUUUAUUCAAUGCACAGAAAUCGCGAGCCCGCAUAAGUGAAGCGCAGCACAAUAGAAACUGCAUUAAAAAUAGUAGUAAACAACAGCAGCAGACGGCGGCAGCAGCAGCAGCAGCUGCAAUCGCAUGCAAAAAGUUGAGCACUGUUGCAGCAACGCCGCCAGCUACUCAACUAAAUGGCUGUGCAACAACAACAGCAGCAGCAGCAACAAGAGCUAUUGCGGUAGCGAGGGCAACAGCUAUAACAAAGGCGCAGGCGUCUUUGGUUGCAACAACAACAACAUCAACUACAACGAAUUUUAAUAAUGUCACGCAAUCUCAAAGGCAGCCAACAGCUCAGUUGCAGUUGCAAUUGCAGCCCCAAUCUUCGCCGAAACGCGCCAACAAUGUGUGCGUGGUGCGUCCACAGCAGCAGCAGCAGCAACAACAGCAGCAGCAGCAACAACAACUGAAGCAACAACAGCUUAAAUUGUCUACCAAACAUGUUGCCGCGCUUACGUCUUCAACACCGCCGCCGCCACUUUAUACGCACACACCUUCGCUGUGGCAAACGCCGCUUAUACUGGACACUAGCCAGAAGCAGCAGCAACCACAGCAGCAACAACAAACACAUGUUGUUGCCACAGCGCAGAUCAGUCCGCCCGCCUCGUUACCAACAUCAUCUGCAGCAGCAGCAGCAACACCACCAAUAGCACCUGCCACCGCCAUGGUCACGCCCAUAGUGCUGCCACCUACUGCUGCUUCUACGGCUACAGCUACAGCUUUAGUUGCUAUACCACAAUCCAUGUCGCCACCCAAAGGCGGCUCGCUGCCGCCGUCCAAGUUUCAUCACACGACCUUGGCGCAGCACUUGCAGAAGGUGGAGUGUUUGAAGAAGAAGAAAUCCUUGCCACUGGCAUGCCAGAACACAAGCAAUAGCAGCAGCAGCAGCAACACCAUCAACAACACCAGCAGCAGCAGCCAAGUGGUUGAGGUGGCCAAGCAGACGUUGAUGCAACCGCUGGUCGCAUACAAUUUUACACAACCGCCGCCAUUAACUGUGUUCCAUACAACAACAGCAGCAACAGCAACAACAUCAACAGCAGUAGCAGCAGGAUCAUCCGCUGCAACGAAGAAACAUUCCACCAAUGCUAAUGAUGACAACAACGAUCUCAACGAGAUACCGGUCAAUGUCAUAUUUCGCAAGCCACCUGUAACGAUGCCGCUUAGCAGCGACCCAGCGACAGCUGUGAAACUCGGAGCGGUGGCGCCUGUAACGCCGCCCGCAUCAAACGCCAAUCUAGCGUUGCCCGUAACAAUAGCAGCAGCAGCAGCAUCAACAGCAAAAACUGUACCCGCCCUCAAUACACAAAAAGCAGCAGCAGCAGCAGUAGCAGGAGUACCAACAACUAUAGCUAUACAACAACAAGAACAAAUGUCUUCCAAAACAAACACUCCCAAGCGUAAAGCGCCCGCGUCCGCUUCAGCAGCUGCUUCCUCAGCAUCGGCAAGCAAGCGAUGCAACAACAAAGUUACAGCAGCAACAACAGAGGAUCGUCCUUCGCGGCGUCGCAAACUGUCUGCUGCCACCAAGCCUGGCUUAAUCUUAAGCGAAAUGGAAGCUAUGCGGCAAACCGAUGAUUCACCAUACUGCAUACAAAAGCGUUGGCUAGGCGCUGCCGGUGGCUGCAAAGACUUAACCGUCGAGCCAUUGUUGCUAUCCGCCAGCAAUCGAGACCGUGAGGAGCGCAUAGCCGUGCGCAAAGGCCUGCUGCGUCGUCAAGCAUUGCAAUUGCUAUCGACGCGUUCAUUGCAGGAGUUGCCGCUGCGAGCAGCACGCCAGCGCUUGGAAUGCGUACAAAAUCUAUUGAUCAAGUAUCAAGAUCAUACGUCCGGGCAACAGCUGGAUAACAGCGUGAACAAGCUCUGUCUGACGGCGAAUUGCAAGCAGCGUGUAAUUAGCUUGGCGAAUCAUUGUGAGCAUCACAUGGUGGCGGACACCACGCAGCAGCUGUUCAAGUCGUGCUCCGCCUGGCGUGUGGAUGGCACCGCCUGCCAGCAGCCCGUGUUUGAUGUGCUGCAUACGCUGGCUCUAUGCACCAAGCAUAGCCAACUGCGUGCAGGCAUUGAGCUGCAGUCGCGACAACAGCAGCAGCAACAGCAGCAGAAGUACUUGCAACAACAGCUGCAAUUGCAGCAACAGCUUUCCAGGCCAAUAUCAGCGGCUGUAGCUGCGGCCACAACGCAAACUACAGCAGCUGUGACCAGCAAGCGCAAGCGCAAGGUGAAUCCCAAUGCUAAUCCAGUGGGUCGACCGCAGAAGCGUGCCAAGAAGCAGCCUGAGCAGCAAGCACACGUACGCACAGUUGCCAGCACGCCCGUGCUGACGCCCAUGUCUGCCGUGCUGCAGCGCAAGAGCAGCACCACAUCAUUGGAGUCGAUUGCCAGCAAUUCACAGUCUUCAGCUAUGUCGCAUUCGGCCUUGCCGCCCUAUACGCCCAUCAUGCCCAUGGCCACAAUGCCGCAGCUGCCACAGCUGCCCGUUGUACCUCCAGCUUUGGCGCCGCUCAGCAACUAUCAGCUAGAGCAGCAGCAGGAGCAGCAAUUGUUGAAGUUUGAACCGGAGCCACAGCAGUUGGAUGCCAGCGUUAUUGCCAACUUUAAAGCAGAAGAGAUAAGCCAAAUUGUAGCGCAACUAGCGGCAGCUACUGGAGAUCAUCUACCUGCAAAUUUAAACAACAAUAAUUUGGCCUACAACAACAACAGCACAAACUUUUGCAGCAACAACAACAGCAAUAGCGGCAGCAGCAACAUGAGCAUCAGUUCCGGUUUUCCCUCAUUCAAUGCCGCCUUUGGCAAUGCAAUCGGUGUUGGCAACUCAACGCUGGCCAACACUGAGAGCCUGCUAAGCCAGCAUAUGUUUGGCAUAUGCGAGAACAGCUCGGCCUAUGCCAGCUCCGAGGACACAGGCCUGGGCGGCCUGAGCGAGUCGGAGCUGAUAGGCGCUAAUGAUGCUGAUGACAUUGCAUUGAAUGGCGCCCAUUUGCUGGAGGAGCAUGAUUUGGUAAAUGUGUUUGAUACGCUGCCGGAGGAUGCGUUUAAUGAACUUUUUCAAUCCGUGCAACAAGCCGAGUGCGAGGCAAUGGAUCGAGCGCUCGAGAUUGCUGAUAAGAACCUCAAGUGUCUGCAACAGACAAUCGGCGGCAGUACGGCGCAUGACAGCGCCUUUCUUAAUGAUUUUCUCGACGGCGGCGAUGAUCUGCUAGUGAACGCUGUAUCGUCCGUAAUGAACUCGCCAAAUACAUCCGGCAUCGAUACCUCGACGCUGUUUGUUGACAGCAGCGGCGGUGGCAACAGCAGCAGCAGCAACGGUGCGCCCACUGCCGGCGGGUGCACGCCGGCUACUGCCACCGUAUCCGAUAUACACAUACGUGGACUGUUGCAGACCUAAAACUGAGCAGUCCCAGUCGCAGUCGCAGCCGUCGCCACCCUUCAACUUCAAAAAAAGAACUUACUACUUUCGAAAAGCAAAUUGCGCAGCUUUGGUGCAAUCUUUUCCUGAAAAUUCAUACUUUCCAAAGUUUCAGCUUUUGGCCAUUAGAGAAGCUUAAAUUCUUCUUUCACUUUACCAUCCAGUUUCACUGACUUUUCAAUUAUUUGUCUCUCACACACCUUUGCAAAUAUAUAAUACAUACAUUUGUAUAUGUGUAUGUGUGC
This is a messenger RNA of Drosophila busckii, 4298 nucleotides long. RefSeq names its product AF4/FMR2 family member 4. The transcript is spliced from 6 exons. Bases 343 to 4032 code for a protein of 1229 amino acids. Lineage: Eukaryota; Metazoa; Arthropoda; Insecta; Diptera; Drosophilidae. The record is from RefSeq and is a predicted model, not a curated record. Gene Ontology annotation, cellular component: nucleus.